This is a messenger RNA of Bombyx mandarina (wild silkworm), 643 nucleotides long. RefSeq lists its product as uncharacterized. The record is from RefSeq and is a predicted model, not a curated record. Lineage: Eukaryota; Metazoa; Arthropoda; Insecta; Lepidoptera; Bombycidae.
GCUAUGAAAUCGUCACCUAUUAAUGCUCUUCAGGUAGAAUGCGGCGAUGCUCCCUUAUUCCUUAGAAGACAAUACUUAUCUGACCGGUUCCUUUUUAAAGUCAUUCAAUCUCCUUAUCAUCCUCUUAUCUCUAAACUCCAUAUCCUUUCUGAUUUUAUCUCUUCUAAUAAAUAUUGGUACCACAAGGAUUAUCCCUGCCUUUUCAAUAGUUUUGUCAGCUAUCUUCGCCUGCCUUGUCCUGUAUUUCAGUAUCAAAAAUUUCCUCUUUUCGACAUCUCUUUUAAGGCUCUUAUCUUUCAGCCUCAAGUUCUUUUAGAUCUCGGCAUAGAAAAAAAAUGUCAUUCUGCAAAUUCCCAGUUAAAUAGAUACAUCGCCAAACAUUGGUCCGAUUGGCUCAUCAUUUACACUGAUGCUUCUAAGUUGUCAGACCAGGGUUGUGUUGGCUCCGCUGUCUGGAUUCCCAAAUACAAUGUGAUUCUCAAUUUUAAAUGCCCCCCUCAAGCUUCAGUCUUCUCUGGUGAGUCCAUAGCUAUUCUGCCAUUCUAAAAACAUUGAAGUUGUCCUUGCUUGGUUGCCUGGCCACAGUGGCAUUUUAGGUAAUGAAACUGCAGAUCUUUGUGCCAAAGACGCCACAACAACUGGC